AUGUUGCCUGAAGCUCCCCGACAGACCCAGACCCAGACCCAGACGUCAAACGAGCCCCGGCCUGCUCAGCUCCAGUCCCCAGAACGUCACGACCACCACAUCCAUCUCAUCUCGAAAUACCCGACCACCACAGCUCACUUCCUAUCCCUCCACAAAGACACAAUGACGUCGAUAGGAACGGGCUACGAUCUUGCCAACUCCAUCUUCUCCCCCGAUGGCAGGAACUUCCAGGUCGAGUACGCCGUCAAGGCUGUAGAGAACGGCGGCACUUCGGUCGGCAUCCGAGCCAAGGAUGGCGUGGUCCUGGCGGUCGAGAAGGUCAUCACAUCCAAGCUGCUGAAGCCCGGCGCCAACAAGAGAAUCGCUACCGUUGACAAGCACUUGGGAGUCGUCUACUCCGGAAUGAUCCCCGAUGGCAGACACUUCGUAGACCGAGCACGAGACGAGGCCCGUUCGUGGCGCGAUACCUUCAAGACCCCGAUCUCGACGUCCGACCUGGCCUCGCGCAUGGGUGGCUACCUACAGGCAUACACUCUGUACCAGUCGGUGCGUCCCUUUGGCAUCACGGCCAUCGUGGGUGGCUUCGACUCCGAGCUCGAGGCUCCUGUGGAUGGCGAGGUGGGAACCGGGCCCUCGGUCGGCGCCGGCGGCAAGGUAGAAGGCAAGCACGGCGGACCGGGCCUCUACAUGAUCGAGCCCAGCGGUAUGUACUGGGGCUACUACGGUGCCGCGACUGGCAAGGGCAGACAAGCAGCGAAGGCCGAGCUGGAGAAGCUGGACUUGGCAGCCGGCACGCUGGAUCUCAAGGAGGCGGUCAAGGAGGCGGCAAGAAUCAUCUACGUCGCGCAACAAGACAACAAGGACAAGGAGUUUGAGCUCGAGAUGACAUGGAUCAGCAAUGCCACCGGUCCCACCAAGGGCCGGCAUGAGGAGGUCCCCAAGGAGCUCAAGGACGAGGCGGAGCGUCAUGAUACCAUCACAGCACUUCUAGUUGAACGUGAGAGCAAGCCCAACAUAAAAUAUGAUUCUCAGAAGGUUCGCAGCCGAUUGCCGUUUGCUAUGAACGCUGCACGUUUGAUGACUCAUGCGUAG
Molecule: messenger RNA, 1092 nt
Organism: Neoarthrinium moseri
Lineage: Eukaryota; Fungi; Ascomycota; Sordariomycetes; Amphisphaeriales; Apiosporaceae
Exons: 4
Coding region: 1-1092 (363 amino acids)
Biological process (GO): ubiquitin-dependent protein catabolic process
Cellular component (GO): proteasome core complex; proteasome core complex, alpha-subunit complex; nucleus
Source: RefSeq, a predicted model, not a curated record